This is a messenger RNA of Symbiodinium sp. CCMP2592, 609 nucleotides long. NCBI's taxonomy places the organism in Eukaryota, Dinophyceae, Suessiales, Symbiodiniaceae. The record is from the annotation of a GenBank genome assembly.
AUGCGGGUGAACACGGGGCUCAUCUACACCAAAGUGGAGCAAGGACUCACUCUGAUUUGCGGGUGGAAUUCCAAGUGGCAGAAGUGCAGGGACAUGGCAGAAGGUAUCACGUUGCAAGAGGCGGCGGCCGAGUGGUGCGCGCCCAUCCUCACUAGCGUCGGAGUGACGGCCCCGUGUCAUGGAUUUAACUUGGCCUACAUCUUUGGCUUGAUCUGCGCCAUGGCAAUAGUCUUGAACUUCAUUCUUCUUGGUGCCGGCAUCGGAAUGCUCCUCCAGUACUUCAAUAGCUCGAAGCACAAGCCCGAGUACCGCCAGUGGGCUUUCUACCUUCAUUCCAUCGCCACGGGCAUUCUCUUCCUGGCCUUUCUUGCCUGGAGCUUCCUCGCCUUGCCAGCGAUGGAGCACAUUGGGAGCUCCAACAGUCUGGCUAGCUCGGGAGUUGGAGUGAGCUACGGAUACUGUUUGAUGAUCGCGGGCAUCUUGUUUCAGUCGCUGGCCGCUGUGAUGUUUUCCUUCAUGCCGCUGGGGGAUGAGAUGACGGAGGACGAGCGCAUGCUCCAGAAGUUCGCCAAAGAGCAGGCAUCGCCACGUCUGCUUGGGAGCCUUUGA